Jatropha curcas is the source of this 1510-nucleotide messenger RNA. Its product is annotated as putative pectinesterase 63. Gene Ontology annotation, biological process: pectin catabolic process; cell wall modification. The record is from RefSeq and is a predicted model, not a curated record. NCBI's taxonomy places the organism in Eukaryota, Viridiplantae, Streptophyta, Magnoliopsida, Malpighiales, Euphorbiaceae. Gene Ontology annotation, molecular function: pectinesterase activity.
ACUUUUUUCUCAACGAAAGUUUUAAACAUAAAACAUGACUUAUGUUAUAUGUCUGAGGACAUUCUCGUCCAAUCGUAGAAUAAAUCAUCCCUCCCUCACGAAAAACACGACCAUCUUCACGUAAACGCACUUCUUCCAAUUCCGAAUUAUAAAUAACACACCAUCAUUCUUCCGUUAAAUUAAUCUUUCUAAAAAUUCAAAUUCAAAUUAAAAAAAAAAAAUGAAACGGAUAUCUUCUCUAAUUUCUUCGUUAUCAAUUGCAAUACUUGCUCUGCAACUUCUCCCAACAGCAAAUUCCCACGCAAAAUUGGUCCCUAUAGAAUACUCGAAGCUACGAUCAUGGGUUUCCGAUAACAUCAAAGACUUUAACCGGCAUAAAUCCGAAGAUUCUGAAGGAACUCCAAUUGUUUUGGACGAGCGUUUAGUCGCCGCAGAAGAUGGUGUUCGUGUAAUUACGGUUGCGAAAAACAGUACUGUUGCCGAUUUUGAAACCAUUACCGACGCCAUUAACAGCGUUCCGGUGAAUAACACAGCAAGAAGGAUUAUUUGGAUUCGAGGCGGCGAGUAUUGGGAGAAAAUCACCGUUAACGUCUCUAAACCGUUCAUCACGUUGUAUGGAGAAGCAGCUGACAUGCCUAUGAUUGUAUUUAAUGGAACGGCGUCGGUGUAUGGUACUAUUUAUAGCGCCACUGUAGCCGUAGAAAGUGACUACUUCAUGGCCGUCAAUGUGGUGUUUUUGAAUGCAGCUCCGAUGCCAGAUGUGAAUAUAACAGGAGCACAGGCGGUGGCAAUGAGAAUAUCAGGAGACAAAGCAGCAUUUUACAAUUGCAAAUUUGUAGGGUUUCAAGACACGUUAUGUGAUGAUAGAGGCAGGCAUUUCUUCAAGGAUUGUUACGUUGUUGGAACUGUAGAUUUCAUCUUCGGAAAUGGGAAAUCACUCUACUUGAACACAACCAUAGAAUCAGUUGCAAAUGAAACAGGGGUAAUCACAGCUCAAGGUAGAGAGAACACAGAGGAAGAAAGUGGAUUCACAUUUAUACAUUGCAACUUAACAGGAAUAGGCAACAAUACAUAUCUUGGGCGUGCAUGGAAGGUGAGGCCUAGAGUGGUUUUUGCGUACACUUACAUGGGUUCCAUCAUCAACGGUGCAGGAUGGUCCACUGGCAAACACCCUGAAUCCAACGAGACUGCGUACUAUGGAGAGUACAUGUGCAAGGGACCAGGAGCAAGCUCAGAUGGGAGAGUGAAAUAUGCAAAACUAUUAUCUGAAGAAGAAGCAAAACCAUUCUUGAGCAUGACUUAUAUUAAUGGAAAUAAGUGGCUUAUUCCACCGCCUAAUCUUUGAUAAAUUCUGUUCGAUCCAUCUUCAAUAUUUACAAUCAAGAACGUCAUCACGCUUCAUCUGCAAUAUAUAGUCUCUUCUUGCCAAUAAUCACCAAUCAGUGUAUUCCCUGAUUAAGUUUUGUAGUCCUUAUGUACUUUAUAAAAUUGCAGUAAGAAUUGAUGAAAA